Peromyscus maniculatus bairdii (prairie deer mouse) is the source of this 5807-nucleotide messenger RNA. NCBI's taxonomy places the organism in Eukaryota, Metazoa, Chordata, Mammalia, Rodentia, Cricetidae. The record is from RefSeq and is a predicted model, not a curated record.
CCCCUCUGGUCUGAGAAUUGCUUUUCUGGGACCAUUUCUGAGCUAGCUUCCACUGAAGUGCCCACUGCCUUUUGUUGGUUGGUUUUUGAGACAGGCUCUCUUGUGGCUCAGGCAGCCUUGAACUCCUGAUUGCCCCGCUUCCACCUCCAAGUGCUGGGACAACUGGCAGGUGCCACAGCCCCAGAGUUUUACCUUGACUUCUCACUCAUGCCAACUAACUUGUCCAUCUAAGCUGUUCCCCUGUGCCCACCCCCAACUCUCCUGCGUGGGCUCUCACCUGCAGAGGUGAGUAAUUCCAGGGCAGGGGGAAGGCCUCACAGUUGUCAGGAGUGGCACAAAGACCCCUGACGAGACCUCUUGCAGAAAGCUGCGGCCUCAGAGGGGAAGGAAACCAUGGGUAGAGCUUCUAGCCUCCCCAGCUGGACUAAGAAAUUCGAUAAGAGUGGAUUAGGUAAGAGGAAGUGGCUGGGGCUAAGCCGGGCUGGAGCUGAACCUCUGGGAUAAGAUAGCGACACUGUAAUUACCACAACACUUUGAGCAGGGGCUAGAGCAGGGCUGCCUCUGCUGGUCAGAACCUCUUGCCCCCGGGGUCCCUGUGUGAAGCGGAGCACUCAAGGGAGGCUGGUGGCCAAGGGCUUCUCCAGGCUGUGGAGAGCAGUAGUGAUUUUUAGGCCUUCACCGAAAGGCUCAGAGGCCCCGAGAAGUGUCGCCGGCGAGGGCCGUAUUGCUUCACCUGACCCUCAUUUUCAUUGGGAGGAAGCAUUGAGAAAGAUGAGCCGGGUGCUCGGGGGAACUUUGCUUAUUCAAAACACUCAAUGCCAGCUGCAAGGGCUUGGCCUGUCCCUGACGCCCAUCUCCGGAGUGGACCCACCCUCUGAGGACAGGACCCCUGCUCUGUGGAGGACCCUUUUUCUAGAGAGUUCUUUGUGUCUCCCCCCUCAUCCCAAGGCUCUGUAAUGGCAUCUUCUACUGUCCAACACCUCACAUCACUCCCUUCCAUCCACCCUUCAGGGUCAAAUCUAAGCAGACUAUCCUUGUAACAGAGGCCCUGGCCUCGGGACUUCUAGACCUCAUGGCCCGCCCCUCAGUUCAGGGCAGCCCAGAGAAGGAAGCCCAGAAUAGGAAGUUGCUGAGGCAGAGGGUGGGGAGGGACUCCCAGGAGAGGAGCCCAGCCCCCCGGGGCAGAAACAGCUAUUGUAGCCCCCCACUUCAGACAGAGGAGGAGGCUGAUUUACAAGGCAGAUCGACUGGACCCCUGCCUGAGGCUAUGAGUCCUGCAUCUAGCCCGUAGGCUAUAAGAGCACCCCAACUUCCGGACCAGGGCUGGGUGGGUGCCAUGUGAGCCCAGUCUAGCUUCCCCUCCUGUUCACCCGCCUUCCUUCCCUCCUCCUGUCUGCUGGUGUCUGCCCAACCUCUCCAAAGAGGGACCCUUGACAUCAUGUCUCUGCUCAACCCUGUCCUGUUGCCCCCUAACGUGAAGGCGUAUCUGAGUCAAGGAGAGCGCUUCAUCAAGUGGGACGAUGAAACUUCAAUUGCCUCUCCAGUUAUCCUCCGUGUGGACCCCAAGGGCUAUUACUUAUACUGGACAUAUCAGAGCAAGGAGAUGGAGUUUCUGGACAUCACGAGCAUCCGAGACACUCGCUUUGGCAAGUUUGCCAAGACGCCCAAGAGCCAGAAACUCCGGGAGGUCUUCAACAUGGACUUUCCAGACAACCACUUCCUGCUGAAAGCACUCACCGUGGUGUCCGGCCCUGACAUGGUGGACCUCACCUUCCACAACUUCGUCUCUUACAAGGAGAAUGUGGGCAAGGACUGGGCCGAGGAUAUACUGGCUCUCACCAAACACCCCAUGACAGCCAAUGCUCCCCGAAGCACUUUCCUAGACAAGAUCCUGGUGAAGCUGAAGAUGCAGCUCAACCCUGAAGGGAAGAUUCCUGUGAAGAAUUUUUUCCAGAUGUUUCCGGCUGAUCGCAAACGAGUAGAAGCUGCCCUCAGUGCUUGUCACCUUGCAAAAGGCAAGAACGAUGCCAUCAAUCCCGAGGACUUCCCAGAGUCUGUGUACAAGAGCUUCCUCAUGAAUCUCUGUCCUCGGCCAGAAAUUGACGAGAUCUUCACUUCUUACCAUGCUAAAGCUAAGCCCUACAUGACCAAGGAGCACCUGACCAAAUUCAUCAACCAGAAGCAGCGAGACUCUCGGCUCAACUCCCUGCUGUUCCCGCCAGCCCGGCCCGAGCAGGUGCAGACGCUCAUCGACAAGUACGAACCCAGCGGCAUCAAUGUGCAGAGGGGCCAGCUGUCACCAGAGGGCAUGGUCUGGUUUCUCUGCGGACCAGAGAACAGUGCGCUAGCCCACAAUACCCUGCUGCUCCACCACGACAUGACCCAGCCGCUGAAUCACUACUUCAUCAACUCCUCACACAACACCUACCUGACAGCCGGCCAGUUUUCAGGCCUUUCCUCGGCUGAGAUGUACCGCCAGGUGCUCCUGUCUGGCUGCCGUUGUGUGGAGUUGGACUGUUGGAAGGGGAAGCCCCCCGACGAGGAGCCCAUUAUCACCCAUGGCUUCACCAUGACCACCGAUAUCUUGUUCAAGGAAGCAAUCGAAGCCAUUGCAGAAAGUGCCUUCAAGACCUCCCCCUAUCCUGUCAUCUUGUCGUUUGAAAACCACGUGGACUCACCCCGCCAACAGGCUAAGAUGGCCGAGUACUGCAGGACUAUGUUUGGAGAAACCCUGCUCACAGAUCCCCUGGAAAAAUUCCCUCUGAAACCUGGCAUCCCUCUGCCCAGCCCGGAGGACCUCCGGGGCAAGAUCCUCAUUAAGAAUAAGAAGAACCAGUUUUCCGGACCAGCAUCCCCCAGCUCCCCUGGUGGGCAGAAACCUGGUGGGGAGGCCGAGGGCAGCUGCCCGUCUAGUGUCCCCACUGAGGAGGACACAGUGUGGACCUCGGAGGACCGGACUGAGGUGGAGGAGGAGGAGGAGGUGGAGGAAGAGGAGGAAGAGGAGGAGUCAGGAAACCUGGAUGAAGAAGAGAUAAAGAAGAUGCAGUCGGAUGAGGGUACAGCAGGCUUGGAGGUGACCGCUUAUGAGGAAAUGUCCAGCCUUGUCAAUUACAUCCAGCCCACCAAGUUCAUCUCCUUCGAGUUCUCUGCACAGAAGAACAGAAGUUACGUCAUCUCCUCCUUCACGGAGCUCAAGGCCUACGAGCUGCUCUCGAAGGCCUCCAUGCAGUUUGUGGACUACAAUAAACGGCAGAUGAGCCGAGUGUACCCCAAGGGCACACGCAUGGACUCUUCCAACUACAUGCCCCAGAUGUUCUGGAAUGCUGGCUGCCAGAUGGUUGCCCUCAAUUUCCAAACAAUGGACCUGCCAAUGCAGCAGAACAUGGCACUGUUCGAGUUCAACGGGCAGAGUGGAUACCUCCUGAAGCAUGAGUUCAUGCGCAGGCUGGACAAGCAGUUCAACCCCUUCUCGGUGGACCGCAUUGACGUGGUGGUAGCCACCACCCUCUCCAUCACGGUGAUCUCUGGGCAGUUCCUGUCAGAGCGCAGUGUUCGCACCUAUGUGGAAGUGGAACUCUUCGGCCUCCCAGGGGACCCCAAGAGGCGCUAUCGCACCAAGCUGUCACCUACGACCAACUCCAUCAAUCCUGUCUGGAAAGAGGAGCCCUUUGUCUUUGAGAAGAUCUUGAUGCCUGAGCUGGCCUCCCUCAGGAUCGCUGUGAUGGAAGAAGGCAACAAAUUUCUCGGGCACCGAAUCAUCCCCAUCAACGCCUUACAUUCUGGGUACCACCACUUGUGCCUGCGCAGUGAGAGCAACAUGCCGCUUACCAUGCCCGCCCUCUUUGUCUUCCUGGAGAUGAAGGACUAUGUACCCGACACAUGGGCAGAUCUUACGGUGGCACUCGCCAACCCCAUCAAGUACUUCAAUGCCCAUGACAAGAAGUCUAUGAAGCUCAAGGAGGUGACAGGAAGUUUGCCUGAGAAACCCUUCUCAUCCGGGAUUCCUAUUCCCAGCCAGUCCAAUGGAGCGUCAGUCCCAGCAGGCAACGGGUCAACAGAGCCCCAGACCACCAGCUUGGAGGAGCUGCAGGAGCUGAAGGGCGUGGUGAAGCUGCAGCGGAGACACGAGAAGGAGCUUCGCGAGUUGGAGCGGCGUGGAGCCAGGCGCUGGGAAGAGCUGAUGCAGCGUGGCACCGCACAGCUGGCAGAACUCGGAGCUCCAGCGGCGGGCUGCAAGCUCCGCCCGGGCAAGGGCUCCCGCAAGAAGAGGACCCUGCCCUGUGAGGAGACGGUCGGGGUGGCGCCUAGCGAGCUGCCCGAGGGUGCAGACCCGCGCGUGCAGGAGCUGAAGAGCAGGCUGGAGCAGGAGCUGAAGCAGCAAGGCGAGGAGCAGUACCUCUCUGUCCUCAAGCGCAAGGAGCAGCACGUGACCGAGCACAUCGCCAAGAUGAUGGAGCUGGCCAGAGAGAGGCAGGCUGCUGAACUCAAGACCUUCAAGGAGACCUCAGAAACGGACACCAAAGAGAUGAAGAAAAGACUGGAGGCCAAGAGGCUGGAACGGAUCCAAGCCAUGACCAAAGUCACCACAGACAAGGUGGCCCAGGAGAGGCUCAAGAGAGAGAUCAACAACUCCCACAUCCAGGAAGUGGUGCAGGCUAUCAAGCAGAUGACCGAGACCCUGGAGCGGCACCAGGAGAAGCUGGAAGGGAAGCAGACCGCCUGCCUGGAGCAGAUCCGGGAGCUGGAAAAGCAGUUCCAGGAGAAGGCACUGGCUGAGUAUGAGGCCAGGAUGAAGGGCCUGGAGACGGAAGUGAAGGAAUCAGUGAGGGCUUGCUUCAAGGCCUGCUUCCCCUCUGAAACAGAGGACAGGCCUGAGGGGGCCUGCGAGGCCUCCAAAGAGUUGUGUCCACAGGAACCACUCAUGAACAAAGCAGACACCCAAGAGAGCCGCCUCUGACGCCACUAUCCUCACUCAGGCAUCUUAGCAAGGAUAGUCACACCCUUCUCUGGAACGUGGUUCUGUUCCCUAGAGGAAAAGAACCCUACUACUCGGGGGCUGUGGGAGCCUGUGUCUUCCUUGGAUGCUCCAGGAAAAGGCAGGAAGAAGAGACCACCAGGGUGAAGGACCCACUUGGAACCCACGUCUUUUCCUAAGCUGGCUUCUUCUGUCAUCGAAGGCAAAGGAGUACAGACCGAGAGUGGGGAAAUUGGGUUCUGGUCUUCCCUCUGCCUUUGCUAACUAACAGCCCUUCACCUGGAGCUCCCUUUCCUGGGGGCUUGCCUUUGCUCCCUAGAAUCUUUAUGCUUGUACGUGUGGCCCCAGCAGAACCAAAUCCAAGCCCUCCUGCCUUGAUGUAGGGGCUUCUAGGCCACACCUCAGGCCUGCCUUGAGUACAGAGCGUUGUUGCCCAUCUCCUUAAGGCAGAGCCUGGAACUGCCCCAAAGCUCUCUGGGGAUGGUGACUUCCAGAAUAUGGCAGCAAAAGGCCCCUGCCCUCACCUCCUGCCUGUGGGGAAGGGCAGCUGCAUGGACAAGAUUCCUUGACUGCUCCAACUCUGGAGUGGUGAGGGGGGACUGUAGCUUCUCGGGUUCACCCUUUUUUCUGGGUCUCGGUCUGGCACUUCCUGUCAGGUACCCACCCCUAUCGAGUGGGUUGCUUGAGGAAGGAGUUCGUCAUCAUUUUCUUUCCUGGAUUUAGGUGGUUUAUUUAUUUUCUUCCUAUGCCUACCAAAGAACCCUUACCUGGAAUUUCCUGCCUUAGGCUGGCCUCUGUUCUCUGGUUAGGAAAAGACAGUAGAGGAGUGGAA